Messenger RNA from Cucumis melo (muskmelon), 3291 nucleotides. RefSeq names its product eukaryotic translation initiation factor 5A-like. Gene Ontology annotation, biological process: positive regulation of translational termination; positive regulation of translational elongation. Lineage: Eukaryota; Viridiplantae; Streptophyta; Magnoliopsida; Cucurbitales; Cucurbitaceae. The record is from RefSeq and is a predicted model, not a curated record. Gene Ontology annotation, molecular function: ribosome binding; RNA binding; translation elongation factor activity. The transcript has a single exon. Bases 2557 to 3111 code for a protein of 184 amino acids.
UCCUCCUUCUGCCACACCAACGCAGUCUCUUCCUUUAUUUUGUUUGCUAUCUCCCAGAACAGGCUACCUUCCAUGCUAGAGUUCAUGUAUCUGUAAACUACAAAACGUUAGGAUCAAUGCUUCUAUUUGGUGCUCACUAUCAAAAGACUUCAAACAAUUCUCCGUACAAGACAGAAGUCUUAAUUGGCAGGCUUUUAUUUUUAGUUCGUAGUCAACUAUUGUAUUUUAAUGCUAUUUUCUUUUUGAAUUUCUAGUCAGUGGUUUUAACUCUUGGCUUUGUAGUUUUUGGGUUAUUUGUAUGGGUUAGAUCUAUUCUCGUCAUUGCUGUUGGUUAUAACUUUUGGUCUUAGUCGGGAUAUGAUUAGAGUGCUAAGGAGGUGUCAACCUAGUUAUGAUGUUUGGGUGCAGUUGCUGAUCCUUAGGGCUUUGACCUUUUCUCAUCAUUGUAUUUUCUUGUGUAUUGUCUAUUCAUUAUCUUUUAUUUUUUAAAAAGGAAACAAGCUUCUUUAUUAAAUAGAAUGCAAAGUACAAGAGGAUUAUACAAUGACGAAAAUAAAGAAGCCAAAAAGAGGAUCAGAAGGCGCACUUGGACAUCUCAACUAGGUUAACCACCCCCUUAUCGCCAUCAUCAUAUCUAAUAGUACAUCAAAUAAUACAUAGAAACUCCUACUAAAACAAAGUAAAAAACCAAAUAAAGCAAAAACGAGGCAAAAACUAAAGAACAACAAGGACUAAAUAGUUUCGAAAUGAGACCAAAAAUAAAACACCAAAAGAGAAUAAAAGCAAGUAAAAAUAGGAAGUCUUCAGCGAAAAACUUCAACAAGCUUGAGAAUCUUGUCCUUCUGAGAUAUGGCAGAGUAUAGAGCAUGUUCUAUUUAGGUUGUGAGAUGAAAGCUGACCAAUUUAAGCACAAAUGUUGAAUGGAGUAAUCAAUAAAUUCCUUGUUCAAAGUGCACCAAGCUACUGGAUUUCUUUUUGCAAUGUCCAAUCUUUCAGGCCAUCCCCUUGCCUUGUCAUGAAAAAUUUGUUGAUCACAUUCAAACCAAAGUUCUGGAAGCUGCAUUUCCACGGAGCUUUGGAUAUUCCUUUGUCCAAUGGGGAUGAUGGAGAGAUAUGGGUCGAAUGAGACUUAAAUGAAAAACUGCUCGAUGGGUCGAGUGACCAAUGUCUUCUAUCAUCCGAAUUUAGCACCCUUUUAGAAGAGAGUAGAUAAAGCAAAGAUUGGAAAUAUGAGAUUUCGUCGUCUUUUAAGAGUCUUUCAAAAAACAAUUGACCAAGACAUUGUGGAAUUGUUCUAAUGAACAUCAAUAGAUCACUAGGCAGUAAUGAUAUUCUAAAAAGCUUUUGGGAAUUGAAGACUAAGGAGGAUGUCACCGAUCCAUUAGUCUGUCCAAAAAGCAAUUCUUCUGCCAUUACCAAGUUGAACAUGCCAAGGCUUCCACCUUCCUCCAAGCUCUUGAAAUGCUAACCCAGGGACUCUUCAAACUAUUACCAGAUUUGCCCACCGUGUGCGAAUCAAAGGGUUCUUUACUGCAAAUACUUUUAUGACUUGUCUCCAUAGUGAAUUUUACCUUCCACUGAGAAUCUUCAGCCCCAUUAAGCAAGAAAUGCUGUGGUUUGAAUUUUAAUGCCUCCUAAGCCGAGACCCCCAUCUAGCUGAGAAUGUGUAACUUUGUUUCAUUUCACCAAAUGAUUGAUUUACUUCCUAAACGCCCUUCCCAAAAGAAGUUUCUCAUUAGUUUUUCUAAGGAAGAAGCCACAUUGUUUGGGAUAGCAAAAAGAGAAAUAUUAAGUGGGAAGGUUAGCUAAAACAGAUUUACAUACUAUUUGCCUUCCUCCUCUUGAAAUAUUAAACCUUUUCCGUCUAUCCAACUUUUUAUGGAUACGGUCAAUCACUGGUUGCCAAAAUGUUUUCUUGCCUUGGAUAACCCUCCAAGGUAAGUCAUAAGUACAAGAAUGGAAGUUUUUCUGCCUAGCACCCUAAUUUCUCGGCCAUUUGAAACAUAUCAUCUUCCACAUUAACUCCACUUAGAGCUGAUUUAUCCCAAUUAAUUUUCUGCCCUGAAAUCUAUUCAAACUAUCUUAUAGCCUCCUUUAGCUUAGUGAGCAUUUCCUCUUCAUGCUUUCAAAACAGAGGUGUAUCAUCGACAUAUUGAAGAAUGGGAAUGUGGAUCUUCUCUUUUCCCACCAGAAAACCUUCAUAAUCCCCACUUUUGUACAACUUAUUGAUUAUAGCUCCUAGAGCCUCGCUGACAAGAAGAAAUAAAAAAGGAGAUAGGGGGUUUCCUUGUCGGACUCCUCUAGAAGCCACAAUCCGGCCCUUUGGCUUCCCGUUGAUGAAUAUGGAAAAAUGGUGAUUUUUCAAACAGCCCAACAUCUAGAAUGACCAUUUGGUGUCGAAUUUUUUUGCAGUACAUUGCCUUUUCUAGAAGACCCCAAUCCACUCUAUCAAAGAUUUUUUCUAGAUCUAGUUUCAAAAUCCUUCCUUUUUUCUUUUUAACACAAUACACUUCAACGACCUCAUUAGCAAUUUAAUGAGUAUUCCGUUCAAGAUUUAUGCUGUCGCACGUCUCUGAGCCAGUCUACUUUUCUGUCAUCACCCUCUCUUUGAACUUUUUUCCCAACAAAGCCAUGUUAGACGAGGAGCACCACUUCGAGUCUAAGGCUGACGCCGAAGCUUCCAAGACUUAUCCCCAGCAUGCUGGAACCAUCUGGAAGAAUGGAUACAUUGUCAUCAAGGGUAGACCUUGCAAGGUUGUUGAGGUUUCAACCUCAAAAACCGGAAAGCACGGACAUGCUAAAUGUCACUUUGUUGGCAUUUUCAUUUUCACUGCUAAAAAGCUCGAAGAUAUCGUCCCCUAUUUGCACAAUUGUGAUGUUCCACAUGUCAGUCGUACUGACUACCAGUUCAUUGAUAUUUCUGAGGAUGGAUUUAUUAGCCUGCUGACAUACAGUGGUAGCACCAAGGAUGACCUGAGGCUUCCAAUCGAUGAGAAUCUGCUGUCCCAGAUCAAGGAUGGAUUUGCAGAGGGGAAGAAUCUGAUUGUGACCGUCAUGUCUUCAAUGGGAGAAGAGAAAAUUUGCACUCUCAAGAACAUAGGCCCAAAAUAGUUUCCUUUGAUUGAUAAAAAUACAGUUUGCAGCAAAAACCUUAGAACGAACAAUGUCUAGAUCCAGUCUAUAAUUGUUUGAGAAGCAUGGUUCGUUGACGAUGCUUCCAUUCAUGAUUUAUGCUUAACUGGGCCGCUUUUAUCUCUCAACCCAUUUAAUGUGUGCUGAUCUCUUUACGUU